UUUUGAGGAGAAGAGGAAGUACUAGUCAGAUAAUAAUUUAGCAGUUAACAGUGGCGUCGCCCGUAGAGAAUUCUAGAAAGUGGUCUCCCUUUCUUCCCCAAUUUCCAAUUGAUCAAAUUCCGAAACCCUAAUUGAAAAUUCCCCCGUAGAAGUUGCGAUUAAUUGUGUUUAUACUGAAGAGGUUGCGCAAGCAAUUGACGAUGUCGACGGUACCUUCAUCAUCAUCAGCAUCUGUUUCAUCGCAGUUUACAUAUUCAAAUGGAUCCUAUUUUCCGACGCCGUUUCAUCUGCAACAACCCCAAUACGCUGCGCCGCCGCAACCACCGAUGCCCGCUUCUCUUCCCAUCGCUCCCGCGUCCGCCUCCGCCUAUUCCGCUUCGCCUGGGGUCUACACGCUCCCCCAGUUUCAUCAGGCACAGCAAUUAUUUCAAAAGGAUGCACAAACUAUUACACCCGAAGCUCUAGAGAGUGUCAAAGCAGCUCUUGCAAGCAGUGAUAUUGAACACAAAGCAGAAACAAAGAAGAAAGCAGUACCACGUAGAGCUGCUGGUCAGUCAUGGGAGGAUCCAACGCUUGCAGAGUGGCCAGAAAAUGACUAUCGCCUAUUUUGUGGUGACCUCGGAAAUGAGGUGAAUGAUGAUGUCUUGUCAAAGGCCUUUGCAAGGUUUCCAUCGUUCAACAUGGCCAAAGUGGUUAGAGAUAAACGGACUGGCAAGACUAAGGGAUAUGGUUUUGUUAGCUUUGCCAACCCUUCAGACCUUGCUGCUGCAGUGAAAGAAAUGAAUGGUAAAUAUGUUGGAAACCGGCCUAUUAAACUACGUAAAAGCAAUUGGAGGGAGAGAACAGAUCAGGAUGCUAUGGAAAGGCAAAAGAACCAAGCCCAUAAAAAGCCUAAGCAGUCUAGGAAAAGUGUACUGCACAAGUGACCAUGAUAAAUUCACAUUUGGAGUUGGUGGAACGCAAUUGGCGUUAAUCGAAGUUUGGGGACCUUGGUGUCAGGAUAUGUUGGUGAUGAGAAGAAAUGGAUUUGUGGUAGUAUCAUAUAGCUUGCUUAAUUUGAAUGUACUAUACGUCUUGCAUUUGACGGUCAAGAAUUUGCUUCUUACUGUAAAACAUGCAGUGAAGAAUCAGUCUAAAGUUGUAAUUUAAUCGUCAAUGGUACUACUUGAUUCCAGAAAAUCAGAAUCGUAACUAAAGAACAAUUUCAUGAACAGUUAUUGGCGACAUUCUGUAUA
Messenger RNA from Beta vulgaris subsp. vulgaris (sugar beet), 1235 nucleotides. RefSeq lists its product as uncharacterized. The transcript has 7 exons. The coding region runs from base 201 to 926 and encodes 241 amino acids. Gene Ontology annotation, molecular function: mRNA binding. The record is from RefSeq and is a predicted model, not a curated record. NCBI's taxonomy places the organism in Eukaryota, Viridiplantae, Streptophyta, Magnoliopsida, Caryophyllales, Amaranthaceae.